Messenger RNA from Emiliania huxleyi CCMP1516, 1415 nucleotides. RefSeq lists its product as hypothetical. The transcript has 4 exons. The coding region runs from base 50 to 562 and encodes 170 amino acids. Lineage: Eukaryota; Haptophyta; Isochrysidales; Noelaerhabdaceae. The record is from RefSeq and is a predicted model, not a curated record.
GAGAUUGUCUCAUCUCUUGAGCGAGAGAUUAGCAUCUCGCUAUAGUGCCAUGCAGCGGCACAAGUCGAGCUGUGCGCGCAAUGGCUCUCAGCCGCCGCCCGCAACGGGCCGGGUGUGUCGCACUUGCCGCUCGGCAGCGGUGGCUAACGCAGUUAGACCGUGCAUCAUACACACGGUGUCACACGCUUUUACACCCGCAACGGGCACACAGCCGUGUAUUGGACUUGCCGCUCGGCAGCGGUGGCAGACGCCGCUGGCCCAUGUAUCACUCACAUGGUGUCCACGGGCGCAGUCGUGUCGCACACGCCAUCCGCAGCGGAGGCUAGCGCCUCUAACCAUGUAUCAGUCACAUGGUGAGAUCGCAUCGUGCUCGCAAUUCGGCAGAUCGCUGAGGCAACGAGGUCGCGCGGGCUGGCGGGGCUGGGGCGCGGGCGAUCGGGCUCUUCGCGGCGUGGGCCGGCUGCAGGCAGCGCGCCGGCUAUGCAUGCUAGGCCCCGAAGGGGCCUGCCCAACCACCUACGGUUCGCAGGGUGUGGCGGGAGGGGCGAAUCGUGCAGUGUGAGCGAGCGAGCAAACGCAGCGGGGCAGCGUGCAUCGCUCGCGAGCAAGGAGAUCGGCGAUCGACUUUGUGAAAGCCGAGCACGUGAGGCGCCGUCACAGCUGUCGCUGUGAAUGGCUUAUCGGAUGGCUACCUGCGAGCGGGCUGCAGGUGGCCGGGAGGUGGGAACCAAGGCCGUCGCGAUCGACAGGCCUACUCGUACAAUACGGGCUCCGCUCCACACCGACCAAACCUCUCGGAGCUAAUAUUGUUCUCCCUGGCGUGCGCGAGUCGCUCGUCCUAGGGAGCGAACUAGUGCGAGUCACUAGUGUACUCGAAUGCAAGCGAAGGGUAGCUCUCGUCUGCUGCUGCUGCUGCUGCUGUUGCUCUCGCUACUGCUGUUGCUAUUGAAGCUGCUGUCUAGUCGCUACGCAAUUGUCGCUGUCUGUUAGCUACGGUUGCUGUGCUAACGUGCGCAUCGUGUUCACGCACACCGCACCACUUUCCGCCCGGAAGGAUAGGAGUGGUGCAUUCGGGUGCGCAUCGUGUUCACGCACGUGUGUGUGCUACCGCAGAGUGGCCUGGAGGCGACAGAUUGCUUCGUAGAAGCGCUCCUAUGCCUUAUCCCCGGGAGGUGUCGCAGCGUGCGAGCGGUCGUCGUCGCUCCGAGCUGGCCAAGCGUAUUGGCGGGUCGCCUCACGCUUGACCUGCUGGAGUACCGCAAUGACCUGAAGCAACUACUAACGUGUGAACGUCGGCAGUUCGCACGCUGCGCAAUGUCCUGAAACCUACACGAGGCCAUCCCUGGCGCAAGCGCAUCGCUCUGCGGUUGCGGCGGGCGGCGGCGGCGGCGGCGGUUGAGGCGGCGGCGCUGCCC